AUGUCGAGCCUCGAUCUCAAACAUGUCGGGCAGCCGGAUUCGAAAGUUUGUGACGAUGAGCCAACCACCACAACUCAAGUCGAUUGGACUCGGGAGGAGGAAGCAAAAGCUAAGCGCAAAUUAGACUUGGUCAUCAUUCCGCUUCUGAUCUUGGGCUUCUUUUGCCUUCAACUUGAUCGUGGCAAUAUCGCGAAUGCCAAAAAUGAUACACUGCUAGAAGAUAUCGGUAUAACACAAUUCCAAUUCAAUGUCGGCCAACAACUUUUGUCCCUCGGUAUCGUCCUGUUCGAGAUCCCGUCCAACAUGAUCCUCUACAAAGUUGGCCCCGGCAAGUGGCUCACUCUACAGCUCUUUUUAUUUGGGCUCGUCAGCACAUUUCAGGCUUGGCAGACAAAUUAUAGCGGCUACCUCGCUACACGCUUCCUCUUGGGCAUGACCGAGUCUGGAUACAUCCCUGGUGGGCUGUGGGCGCUGUCGACCUGGUACACGCGCGAGGAGACGGCCAAGCGGGUCAUGCUCUUCUUCUUUGGCAACGAGCUGGGCCAGGCCUCGUCCAAGCUCAUUGCCUAUGGCGUCUUGCACAUGAAGGGCGUGGGGGGACGGCCAGGGUGGUUCUGGCUCUUUGUCAUCAUGGGAAGCUUCACCAUUUGCUGCGGCAUCAUUCUUGGCUUCUGCUUUCCCGACUCCUUUAGGAAUCCUCACAGCACUUUCUUGCCUCGACAUGACAUCUUUACGCCACGGGAACUCCACAUCCUCCGAAGCCGUGUCCUUCUCGAUGAUUCGAAGAAGGAGCAAAAGAAAGAGCGCAUUGGCAAGGAGGCGUUCAAGCGAACUUUGACCAAUUGGCGAUUAUGGGUUCAUGUUUUCAUCACGCUUUUGAAUAAUGGCCCCUUUCGAGCACUAGACACCUAUUCUCCAACCAUUGUGAACCUGUUGGGUUAUCCCAAGUUGCAAAGCAAUGCCAUGGCAUCCGUCGGCCUAUUCUUGCAAGUGCCCGUGUCCUUUGUCUUUAGCUACGUUUCGGACCGGUUUAACAAGCGAGGUGAGACCGUCAUGGGCGCUCUCAGUAUGCACAUGCUGGGUUACAUCUUGGAUCGCGCGUUCACUCAGCUCAGCAAUCCCGGCGUCCGAUACUUUGGCAUCAUUUGGACACAGAUAUUUGCCAAUUUCCCUCAUCCUCUCAAUAUCGCCUGGAUGUCUCUGGCCUGCCGUGACUCGGAAGAGAGGUCUUUGGCCAUGGCCAUGAUCAUCAUGAGCGCCAAUAUUGGUGCUAUCUACGGUGCACAGAUUUUCGAGUCGGAUGACGCACCGCUCUACCGGCGCGCAUUUACUGUGAAUCUUUCGUUGCUGGCGGGAGCGCUGGCAUUGGCAAUUUUCAAGUAUGGCGACGAUGUUCGAUUGCGAAGGAGAAAGCAGUCGGGUUCCAUGUAG
Messenger RNA from Pestalotiopsis fici W106-1, 1431 nucleotides. RefSeq lists its product as uncharacterized. Gene Ontology annotation, cellular component: membrane. Lineage: Eukaryota; Fungi; Ascomycota; Sordariomycetes; Amphisphaeriales; Sporocadaceae. Bases 1 to 1431 code for a protein of 476 amino acids. Gene Ontology annotation, biological process: transmembrane transport. Gene Ontology annotation, molecular function: transmembrane transporter activity. The record is from RefSeq and is a predicted model, not a curated record. The transcript is spliced from 5 exons.